Drosophila kikkawai is the source of this 1762-nucleotide messenger RNA. Its product is annotated as estradiol 17-beta-dehydrogenase 11. Gene Ontology annotation, cellular component: endoplasmic reticulum; lipid droplet. Lineage: Eukaryota; Metazoa; Arthropoda; Insecta; Diptera; Drosophilidae. Gene Ontology annotation, biological process: negative regulation of phosphorylation. The record is from RefSeq and is a predicted model, not a curated record. Gene Ontology annotation, molecular function: protein phosphatase 2A binding; oxidoreductase activity, acting on the CH-OH group of donors, NAD or NADP as acceptor.
GGUCGACGUCGGCUAUAUCCAAUAGCGCGCCAAAAUAAGAAGUCGAAAUUCAUUCCUUUCGAGCCCACAACGUUCAAAUUCGUUUGCUACGCUCACGAGAGCGGACGUGCAGUGCGGAAAAAUCAAAAACCAAAAAUCCAAAAAUCCGAAUAUCCCAAAAAACAUAACACAAAAAAUAACAAAAACACAGCAAAAAAAAACUCCAAAUCACUCACAGAUAUAUCGCGGGGUCUGUUGUUGCUGCUGCUUGCGGUUGUGUUUUCUUUCGCCUUUUAAUUAACGGCAAACUUGCAUAAAAUUACCACAAUAAAAAUUACGAAAAAUUACAUAAAAAGAAAGCUAAUUAAAUCUAUAACUUGUGCCUUUAGGAAAGUGUGAUCUAACUACACCUUAAAAAAUUGUAUUAAAUAAGAAGCAGCCAUAAGAAGUGCUUGAAAAUCUGUGCUAAAAACAAAAUCAUGGAGAAGAACAAUAACAACCUGCCCGCCGCCAAUGGUCAUGCUCUGACCAAUGGCAAUGGAGUGAUCGCUGCCCAGGAGCCAGCAACUCCGCCAGCAGCCGACGGUUGGGGCCAAACCCUCUGGAAUAUCUGGGAUGCCUUUGCGGAUGUGGCCUGGUUUAUAAUCUGCUGCAUUGGAUACAUUCUGCAGGAUCUGUAUUACAUUGCCUUUGGCUAUCCCGAAAAGGAACUCAACACAGACAUCGCCUUGAUCACCGGCGGAGGCAAUGGACUGGGUCGCCUGCUGGCCGAGCGAUUGGGCAAGAUGGGAACCAAGGUCAUUAUCUGGGACAUCAACAAGAAGGGUAUUGCGGAAACCGUGGAAAUUGUCGAAGAGGCCGGCGGUUACUGCAAGGGCUAUGUGGUUGAUAUAUCCAAAAAGGAGGAGGUCUAUAAGGCAGCCGAUGUCAUCAGAGCUGAAGUUGGUGAUAUCACUCUGCUGAUCAACAAUGCUGGCGUUGUCUCCGGCCUGCACCUUUUGGACACACCUGACCAUCUCAUCGAGCGCUCCUUCAAUGUGAAUGUCAUGGCACACUUUUGGACGACAAAAGCGUUUCUGCCCAAGAUGAUUGAGAAUGAUCGAGGACACAUUGCCACAAUUGCCUCGCUGGCCGGCCAUGUGGGCAUUAGCAAAUUGGUCGAUUACUGUGCCAGUAAAUUCGCAGCGGUUGGCUUUGAUGAGGCUCUGCGUCUGGAGCUGGAAGUCCUUGGCCAUACGAACAUCCGUACCACCUGCAUCUGCCCGUUCUUCAUCCAGGCCACUGGCAUGUUCGACGAUGUGAAUGCCAGAUGGGUCCCCACGCUGAAUCCCAACGAUGUGGCCGAUCGUGUCAUUGUGGCCAUCAGGAAGAACGAGAAACUGGCCGUCAUUCCUGGUUUCCUCAAGGUCCUCCUCUCCUUCAAGUGGACCUUCCCCUGGGGCUGUGUGGGCGGUCUGCUGAAACGCCUGGUGCCCGAUGCCUCGCCCCACGGAUUGCCCAGCUCGAUAGUCGCCCCAUCGCCGCCCAAGUCGCAGGCCAAGUCCAUGUCCGCCGACAUUGCCGCUCUGGAUGCUGAGCUGAGCAGCGUGACGCUGCCGGCGAAGCCACCCUCGAUGCUGAUCCAGCGAACGCCGUCGCUGGGGGAGCGUGUCCUUUGAGCAGCGACACCCUCCUACCCCAUAUCCUGUAUUGUACCCACUCACUCCUAAAUUUCUCUCGCCGAACGUUGUGUGCAUUUUAUGAGCGUGGAGGAGUUACGAGCAUGUCGACGCAUUUUCGCGAA